AUGUCCCCAAACACCCCCACAAUCCUCCUCCUAGGAACAUGCGAUACCAAACUCCCCGAACUGCUCUACACAAAAUCCCAAAUCGAAUCCACAACCGCCACAGUCCUCUUGAUGGACAUCGGCCGCAACCUAAUUACCCACCAAGAAAUCAACAUCCCCCAAAGCGCCCUCUCCACUCCCUCAAACCCAAUCCCAGAUCUAACAACCCUCCCCCGAGCCGAGUACAUCACCACCCUCACACCCUACGCCACACAGAAAACAACCUCCCUCUACGAGUCCCACCAAAUCCACGGUAUCAUAGGCAUAGGCGGGUCAUGCGGUACCUCACUGGCAGCAGCGGUGAUGCGCGACGCACUACCAAUCGGAUUCCCCAAACUACUUGUGUCAACAAUGGCAUCCGGGGACGUGGGCCCGUAUAUCGGGGAAACAAAUAUCAGCAUGAUGUACAGCGUUGUGGACAUUGCGGGCCGGAACCGUGUGUUAGAGGGUGUUCUUGACAACGCCGCUGGGGGGAUUGCGGGGAUGGCGAGCGCGUAUUUCAAGCGGCAGCAGAACAAGAAGAAGCAGGAGGCCGUGGAGACAUCUUCUGUGAGUAUCGGGAUAUCCAUGUUCGGGGUGACGACACCUUGUGUAAUGCGUGCGCGGGAACGUCUUGAGGAGGAGCUGAAGGGUUGUGAGGUUUAUGUGUUUCAUGCUACGGGGUCUGGGGGCAGGGCGUUGGAGAGGCUUGUGAAGGAGGGGCAGAUUGAUGCGGUGCUUGAUUUGACGACCACGGAGAUCGCGGAUGAGGUUGUUGGUGGGGUGCUUAGUGCUGGAGCUGAGCGGUUGACUGCGGCUACGGCGCGGAAUAUUCCGAGGGUUGUUAGUGUUGGGGCUUGUGAUAUGGUUAAUUUUGGUGAGAUGGGGAGUGUUCCUGGUGCGUUUCGGGAGGGGAGGCGGUUGCAUGAGCAUAAUGCGGCUGUUACGCUUGUGCGGACUAAUAUGAAGGAGUGUGAGGAUAUUGGGAGGUUUAUAGCAAAGAACUUGUUGCGGGAGCCGAGGGAGAAAGGAGAGUUGAGGCGGACAAAGAUGAUUCUGCCUGUUGGUGGACUGAGCAUGUUGGAUAUUCCGGGACAGCCAUUCUACGAUCCAGAGGCCGAUGAGACAUUGUUCUCUACUCUGGAGAAGGAAUUGGAGGGCAGUGGGAUAACAGUCGUGCGAGAUGUGCGUGACAUCAAUAAUCCCGAGUUUGCAGUGGCGGCAGCAGAUGAGCUGGUCAAAUUGAUCCGUGGAGAAUAG
Penicillium coprophilum is the source of this 1278-nucleotide messenger RNA. RefSeq names its product Tm-1-like ATP-binding domain-containing protein. The record is from RefSeq and is a predicted model, not a curated record. Bases 1 to 1278 code for a protein of 425 amino acids. NCBI's taxonomy places the organism in Eukaryota, Fungi, Ascomycota, Eurotiomycetes, Eurotiales, Aspergillaceae. The transcript has a single exon.